CGUCGUUACACGCUCGCGGUGAGGAUCCGCGAUCGGGCGAUCGGCGAGCCGAAAAAGCCGGACUUUUUGCGCGGCCGGCAUUCGCGAGCGCGCCGGAUUUUCAACGUCGCUCUUUAACCGAAUUCAGAGCGUGAUUCGGAAAAGGAUGGAGAAUCGGAGCUGCUUUGGCAAACUAGUCCAAUUGCUACGACAUCCGUUAAACUAACCAUGUUUAAUGUAGCUUUCUUUCUUUAUGGGUCAAUCUUACCAACGUCGAUUAAGUCUUGCUGCAGUUGAUUCUUUUUUAAUGAGCGGAAGAAAAGAACGAGAGAUCGGUUAACGGUGUUAUUUAUCUAUGGCUGUGUCGGCUCGCCACUCAUCCUUGGCCAUCUUGUACCAGCGACACGGCUUCUUAACCUUUUGCUAAACCGUACGGAGGUUACGUUGCGCGAAGGUACUACUUCGUGUAUGCUUGCUGUACCUCGCGGCGUUUUUGCGACCAGUCUUGUCGCGAGAUCCUUGAAUGCUCGUUCUCGCCGCACGUGCAGUGUUGAAUGUGGCCGACUCUCGUCCGUGUUUACGCCGAUUGAAGUUAAGGAUAGUUCCGCUGUUUAGUACGACAAAACACAGCUGCCACGAUGCCGAAGUCGAUGAACGUCAGGGUGACGACGAUGGACGCCGAGCUGGAGUUCGCCAUCCAGCAGACGACCACCGGGAAACAGCUAUUCGAUCAAGUUGUGAAAACCAUUGGGCUGCGUGAGGUAUGGUUCUUUGGCCUCCAGUACACCGACAAUAAGGGCGACCUUACCUGGAUCAAGCUGUAUAAGAAGGUGAUGAACCAGGAAGUCAAGAAGGAGACCCCACUGCAGUUCAAAUUCCGUGCAAAAUUCUAUCCUGAGGACGUCGCCGAGGAACUGAUACAGGACAUCACACUUCGACUUUUUUAUCUACAGGUGAAAAAUGCUAUCCUCACGGACGAAAUAUACUGCCCACCGGAAACAUCUGUCCUGCUGGCCUCGUACGCCGUUCAGGCGAGACACGGGGACUACCAGAAGGGCAUUCAUCCCACUGGCUUCCUGGCCAACGAUCGGUUGUUGCCACAACGCGUCGUAGAUCAGCAUAAGAUGAGCAAGGAUGAAUGGGACAGCUCGAUCACAAACUGGUGGCAAGAGCACCGUGGCAUGUUGCGAGAGGACGCCAUGAUGGAGUAUCUGAAAAUUGCUCAGGACUUAGAGAUGUAUGGUGUGAAUUACUUUGAAAUUCGCAACAAGAAGGGCACAGACCUUUGGUUGGGUGUGGAUGCUUUAGGUUUGAACAUCUACGAGAAGGACGAUAAGCUCACGCCGAAAAUCGGUUUUCCCUGGUCGGAGAUACGGAAUAUCUCGUUCAAUGAUAAGAAAUUCAUAAUCAAGCCCAUCGACAAGAAGGCGCCGGACUUUGUGUUUUUCGCCAAUAGAGUGAAGAUUAACAAGAGAAUUCUCGCGUUAUGCAUGGGCAAUCACGAGCUCUACAUGCGUAGACGUAAACCGGACACGAUCGACGUACAGCAAAUGAAGGCUCAAGCCAGGGACGAGAAGAUCGCGAAACAGCAACAGAGAGAGAAACUGCAACUGGAAAUUGCUGCUCGAGAACGCGCGGAGAAGAAGCAGCAGGAGUACGAAGAGAGGCUAAUAAAACUGACCGAGGAGAUGGGCAGGCGGCAGGCCGAGCUGAGCGAGGCUCAGGAAAUGAUUCGGCGCUUGGAGGAUCAGCUGAAGCAGCUGCAGGCUGCUAAGGAGGAGCUAGAGAAUCGCCAGAAGGAAUUGACGGCGAUGAUGGAGAAGUUGGAGCUUUCGCACGAAAUGGAGGCUGCGGAACGCGCCAAGCUCGAACAGGAGAUAAGAGCCAAGCAGGAGGAGGUGCAACGCAUACAGUCCGAGGUGGAAGCUAAGGACGCGGAAGCUAGGAGAUUACAGGCUGAGUUUGAGGCUGCCAAGUCAAGACAAGAGGAAAUUGACAGACAAUAUCAGGCUCAGAGGCCUGAUCCUCACGUUGAGGAAAAUGAGGAGGGCGAGGAAGAGGGCGAGGAAGGAGGAGACACUAAAGAUCUUGCGACCGAUGAGUCAAUUAUCGAUCCUGUCGAGGAACGACGCACUUUGGCGGAGAGAAACGAGCGUCUCCAUGAUCAGUUGAAGGCGUUGAAGCAGGAUCUCGCUCAGUCGCGCGACGAGACGAAGGAGACGGUGAUGGACAAGAUUCACAGGGAAAAUGUGCGCCAGGGCCGCGACAAGUACAAGACGCUCCGCGAGAUCCGCAAGGGCAACACCAAGCGCCGCGUUGAUCAGUUCGAGAACAUGUAAAUUAACGCGCGUGCAUUUAACCGCUUACCUUAUCCAAGUCUCUUCCUACCUUCAACUUCUCACCCGACUUCGCGGACACGGGAAUGUAGCAAGACGAUGAGAUAUACGAGAAAGCGAUAAAGAGAGGGAAACAGACAGGGAGAGAAAUAGAGGGGUAUAGAUUCCACAGUCGAUGUAUAAAUAGAACCAUUUAAAUAACACACUUUCGAGCAAUUUAACUCUAACCCGUCUCAAGUCCGCGCGAAUGGCGCCCGUGACUUUUGUACGUCGGGAAUUAUGAAUGAUAUUCGCGUCUAGCACGUUAGUUCGAUAACGAUUCUAUACCUUCACUCAAACCGAUAAUCAAAGCUCUCAGUUUUUUUUUUUUUUUCUUCUUUUUUGAGAGGAACGCGACGAGAGCGAACCACUCGCGCCGUCUUCCACACACGCUUCCACGUUGAUUAAUGCUGCACGAUUGGCUCUGUCGGAAACAUCGUCACGCGCAGGAGGAGUGUCUCGCGAGCCUCGCGAGUAAAUUUUCUCGCUGUUUUUGCACUAAAGUGUCUUCGUUGCGAAAGUGGAAAAUUUUCACUAUCCGCUUAGCUAAUUGGGAAAUAAUUCUGAAUACUUACAUUAUUGCGUAACAAUUUAUUAUUCGGUAUUAUUUCUAUCUCGGAGGCGGGCACUUGGCAGGCUGAAACGGCAAGAGAAUUUUCGAUAUUGAAUUCAAUCCGUUAUUGUUACUUAACUCUUUCUCCGCGUAUUGACGGGUCCAACAUCCUCUGAUAUUGAGAUGCUACUAUUGUCUCGCUGCACAAUUAUUACUGCCGAUCAUUUAUUCGCGUAGCGAGACGCCGAUCCUACAACGCUGGUUACCUAAUCCAUCCGCCGUCGCGUAUCGUCCGUCCCCGAUAAGGAUCCGCUCUCGAGAGAAGCCACCUUACAUAUUGCCACCAGCACCAGCGCACUGCUAUCACCACUCGCAUCCCGGCUGAUGCGUCGCGACGACACUCGCGAUCGUUACCCGUUAACGGACGGUUUUCUUCUAUUUGUACGCUUAAUUCGGGCCAUAUUUGUAGACAGAAGGGUGGGUGUACGCGUUCGGAAGUCGCUCGCGAAUGCCGUUUCAUGGAGUUCGCGCGGUAACUCUAGUAGCUGAUCUGCGAUCCGUCGUAGGCCACUUCCGGACAUCGGCCAUAGAGGCCAUCGAGAUGUGCUUUAUAUCGUAGCAAUAGAAAUUUAGGUGCGAUUCACUUCGAAGUUCGUACUGGGCAGCGACCGUCUCUCAAGCAAAAGGGUACUUAGUGGCAUGUUCACUUUUCCGAUCAAUUUUCCUCGGAGAAUUUGUUCGAACAACAGUGGUUUUUUUUUUUUACAGUGGAACAAUGCAUCACGCAAUUCUACGUCACGAAACGCAAACGUUGCGUCAUGGGAUGUUUCCAAAAUUUGUCAGAUGUAUUUCUCACCAAUGAAAAAAGAAUGUAUUCGUUGGAAAAAGUUUGGCAAUUGUGCAAGAUUUUUUUUACACUUAUGUUUCCGAAAUUUCUUAUUUUUAAAAAUUCACAGUAGAACACAAUGUCAUAUUUGUAAAAGAAUUGCAUGCUGCAAUCGUUCCCUUGUAGAAAGGAAACAUCGUUGCAGCGCAAUCCGCGUCACCCCAGAUUAAACGUAAGCGACUCAACGAUAUGGCAUGGCCUAUAUAUUUGCUACCGGUAAAACCGUACCGAACUAUUUUCGUACGUGCGAGUUUCGAUAACACUUUAGCAAUUUUAUAUUGAAUACACUCGUGGCCUUUACUUGAUAUACAUAUAAAUAUAUAUAUAUCGAAGUACUAUAGGUAGUACUAAUAUAAAGUAAGUACACUAGAGCAAAGAGAUAUAGAUAGGAUAUCGCGCUGUAGAGGAUCUGUCCUGCAUGCCUUCAACGCAACGUUGAACUGCGCGAUAUCCGCGAACGGGUUUAGCAACCAAGAUUUUCCGAAAGAAUGAGGGAAUGAGUGCGAGAGAGGGAGAGAAUGUGAUAAGGGAGAUAAUUAACCGUGUGAGAGAGGUCCGAAUGAUAAAGGGGGAAAAAAAAAAAAAAACAUUUAUGGCAAUCUUGGGUAUGCCAUUGUAAUUUUUAAAAGAAACUUUUUGUCCUUUUAAGAGAAUUCUAUACGCAACGCAAUUGUAACACUAACGAAAACUUUUCAAGUAACGUGUAACCUCGAGAUGCUGCCAAUGUUCGUAUGAUGGAAUGCAAACAAAGAGCGAUAACAGUAUGACGAAAUGUGCAAGCUUCGUGAGAAGGUAGAUCGCGGAUUAAUGUAAACGAUCGCCAUAUCAACGAGAGUUUGUACUUUGCUACAUUAUUAUCAUCAGCCGCGCGUUACAAUAAUAUGCGAGAGAGGAAAAAGUACAGGAAUAAUAACGAUAGAUAUUUUUCGAUUAUAUUUAAUAUUAAAAAUUUACAAAUUAGUAGUGUUAUUAUAUUAUUAAUAUUAAUGUUUACAAUUUAGUAGCGUUAUUAUUAUUAUUUUAUUAUUAUUAUGCAGUUAAUAAUGAACGAGAACUAAAGCAAAGCAUUUUAUAGCCGUCAAUUUGUACUCUUAAGAUAAAUCUAGCACAUAGAUUUAGUAGCAGAAGUUUACUCCAGUUGAGUAUUCGAAAUAUUGAAUGAUUUUUUAAUUCGAGUCAGUUAUAUUUUUCGACUUUUUUCCAGAGACUCAAAUUUGCAGCAAAAUUUCUCUAAUUGAACAUAUUUAACAAAGUAUAUUUAUAAGCAAAAAGGUCGAAACGUAAUAUGUAAUGUAUAAUUAAAUUAUUGAACAUAUUUCAGCAAUGUGACAGUUGAUUGUUUUCACUUUUUUAGCCUGCCGUGUUUGAUAGUGUGUGACUCUGCGACUCAAUAUAUGUGCGAACAAAAAUAUCUAAUUAAUUAAAAGGAUCACACGAUACAUUCUAACAGUCGAUGAAGUGAGCGUGAAUAGACGUGAACGCUCGUCUCGAUGCUCCUUGGCGAUUAAAACGUAUUGGCGAAACCGAUAAAUUUUUAUUGUGACAUUCCAGAAGAAUUUCCUGUAAAGUGCUUUUUCUCCUCGAUUUACUUUGAACUUCUACGAAUACGAAUAACGAAUUAUAGAUAUUCUGUU
Messenger RNA from Linepithema humile (Argentine ant), 5427 nucleotides. NCBI's taxonomy places the organism in Eukaryota, Metazoa, Arthropoda, Insecta, Hymenoptera, Formicidae. The record is from RefSeq and is a predicted model, not a curated record.